Molecule: messenger RNA, 3170 nt
Organism: Pollicipes pollicipes
Lineage: Eukaryota; Metazoa; Arthropoda; Thecostraca; Pollicipedomorpha; Pollicipedidae
Product: broad-complex core protein isoforms 1/2/3/4/5
Exons: 6
Coding region: 170-1174 (334 amino acids)
Biological process (GO): regulation of transcription by RNA polymerase II
Cellular component (GO): nucleus
Molecular function (GO): protein binding
Source: RefSeq, a predicted model, not a curated record
GGUUGAGUGACCCCGAGGCGAGCAAGGCUGGGCGGCGCGGUACGUCGGAGGCGAUGUGUACUUUCGCUUUUACUUUCUCCCCGGACUUUCUUCCCAACAAAGGCGGCUGGGUGCUGGCGUAUGGAUGAUUGGAUGAGGGUGCGGGUGUCUGUCUGAGUAGCUCCCUGACAUGGAGGGGAACCAGCAGUUCUGUUUGAAGUGGAACAAUUAUCAUGUCAACAUAGCCAACUCAUUCGACUCUCUACGAGUGGAUGAGGACUUUGUGGAUGUCACACUGGCCUGUGAUGGCUUUCACAUGAAGGCUCACAGAAUGGUUCUCUCUGCAUGCAGCCCUUUCUUCAGACAGCUGCUUAAGUCCAACCCGCACCCGCACCCAAUCGUGAUCCUGCGAGAUGUGAGCCAGCAGAACAUGGUGCUCCUGCUCGACUUUAUGUACCAUGGUGAGGUUAAUGUGGCCCAAGAGCAGUUGGCUGAGUUCCUCAAGGUGGCGGAGCUGCUCAAGGUCAAGGGCCUUGCUGACGACAAGCGGGAAGAGGGCAGCGGCUCCAACGGACAGUCCAGCCGAGUGGCCACCCCUAGUGCGUCGCCGGCGGCGUCCGGCGCCCCGCCCGCCGAGGAGCCGCCGCCGGCCAAGCGCCCCCGGCUGCCGUCGCUGGUGCACGCGACCGCCGCCACGCCCGCCUCGCAAGCGCCGCCUCUCUUUGACCCCAGCGCCGUUAAGCGUGAGGCGGCUGAGAGCCACGCCCCAGGUUACGCGCCGGCCGAGAGAGGGGGCGAUGAGCACCUGCGUGUUCUGCCUCAAACUAGUCUGGUCGGGGAGGAGGGCGGCGCCCUACUGCCCGCAGAAGUGUCCAUAGAGGACGUGGAGCAAACAUUACCUGCCGAAGCUAGUCGAGGUCAGUCGGUGACCGGCGCCGGCCCUUCCUCCCUGCCGUUCGAGGCCAGCUCCGACCCGCUGAGUCGGAUGUUGACCUGCCCCCACUGUCCCCACCUCUCCAGCAACUACGGCAAGCUCAAGGCCCACAUCGGCAAGGUUCACUUCCCCGUGCCCGUUAGCUGCACCGACUGUGGCAAGGUCUGCAAGAACAAGUACGCCCUGCAGGUGCACAAGAGCAAGUACCACCGACGCAGCUGGAAGCCUCCAACGCCGACGCUGUUUGGUCCAAACCCUUGAGCCAGCCGGCAGCAGUUACCAGUGUCCAAUGUUACCAGUUAGCAGUCCCCGCCGCCACCAGUUACCAGCCCCACUCCGUCACCAGCUGCCAGUCCUGCGCCGUCCUCAGUUAUCAGUUACCAGUGCCGCCGCUGCCAGUCACCAGUCCCCGCCGCUGCCAGUCACCAGUCCCGCCGUCACCAGUCACCAGUCCCGCCGUCACCAGUCACCGGUCCCGCGCAGUCCCCAGUUACCAGUCCCGCGCAGUCCCCAGUUACCAGUACCGGACCCACACCGCCCCCAAUGACCUUCGAUGCCGGCACGCCUCACAGUCCCAACUAUCAUCACCGCCCUAACUCACCAAUCCCCGCUAUCAACAGUUGUCAGUCUCUGCCGUCACUAGUUACCGAUUCCCGUUGUUACCAGUCACCGGUCCCCGUCGUUAGCAGCUACCGGUCCCUACCGUUACUAUUUACCAGUCCCACGUAAUCAGUAGCUGCCACUUACCUGUCCCACGGCGUCACCAGUUACCAGUCCCACACCGCUAACAGUUACCAGUCACAGUGUCACCACUUACCAGUCGGUUCAAAGAUACUCAUGGUCCGCUCAUCGGCGGCGUGACCCAGCCGAUGGCAGGCGAACACAACGCCAGACAUUCGCUGGGCGAAGCGGAGCGGCCGUCGGCGCCGGAAGAAGCAGCCACGUCGCAUAUAGAGCCGUUCUUCGACUCGACCUAGACACUGGGCGAUGUAACGGGCCAGGCCACGAAACGCCGCACGGGAGAUGAUAGUGUUUGAUUUUAGGUUAUGGGUGCGGCGCGGCUAUGAGGAGAACUUGUGUAGUAUGAAGUCUGAGCAGCCGCGGUGGAAUUUCCUAGUGUUGCGCGCGCCGCCGUGACGUUGGUCGCGCGGGCCAUUGAUUCUCCGUGCACGGCGGCCAUGCUCAACGGUGCGAGUCGCCUUGGCGGUGCCUUCAGUUGUCUUAAGUCGUAAUGUCGUGCUGCUCAAGCGUCGCUGUGUUGGUGAUGCUUGCGAGUUCGGCUGAUAGCUGUUUUGUUCGAGUCUUAGUUGUUUUUUUUUCUUUUGAUUUAUAAUGAUGGCUUGGACCAAUUAUCCGUGUUGGAAUGUCGUUCCCGCCCACGAUUACUAUGUGACUCAAUUUGUGUGCAUCAUGCAAACAUUUCCCAUGCCUGAGCGCCAUUCUGGCUUUUGCGUAUGGCGUCAAGGUGAGCUUUAUCCUCGGCGUUAUGGAAGCAUUUCUUUGCAAAACUAUUGCUUUCCUUCUUUACACCUGGUUCACAAGCAACGUCUGCUAGCAACAAGGAUGUGGGUCAAAUACCUCAAAGCUCAUUGUUCCAUGGAAAACUUCGUUUUCAAUGUCAGCACAUUGUACUUGGCUUAAGGUAACCAGAGGCAGUUGAGUGCACACUGCUGAAAAGGGUACAUAUGUUUCAGUCAUUUGUGACAUGAUGUGCACUGACAUGUAUACACUGCCUCAGUAUAACGUGUGCCUGGAUGCAACUGAAGUUACCAGCCUUUAGUCAUGCCGUGAGACGAAUGGUGCUUAGAAUAACGUUCAGCUCGACUAACGAUGUGAUGAUGUAGUCAACCAUACUCAUAUCGCGUUCGGGCGGAUCCUGCCUCUGAUUCCGACUGCGAACAGAUUUGUGAUACGCUACAUGAUGAGUCCGUUAUGGGAUGUGUAAUUGUCAGUACCAGUCGUUACCAUAUUUUAACUCGUGCGGGUAGUCAACAGUGUAUUAAGCAGUGCGUAUAACACCGUAGCGACACUAGACGCGAGUACGACAUGCUCUCUGGCGUACUGUGCAUGCCGGCCUCUGCCGUGGCUGGCUACGGAGCGAGUGUGACAUGCUCCCUGCCGUGGCUGGCCACGCGGCCCAGCAGGAUAUUAGCUAGCUGUGGGGCGGCCUCACUCGCCGUGCGCCGCUCCGGCGAGAGUCUUUCCAGAGCCUGCGUGCGCCAAUACACGGGCAGGAGGUCGCUCUUUGACUGUUGCC